AUGAAGCUCUGGUACGCGGCUUUGCCGCUCUUCGCGGCGAGCCGCACCCAAGCAAAGGCCGUCUUUGCUCACUUCAUGGUCGGAAACACCGCAGAAUAUACUUCGGACACCUGGUCGGACGAUUUUGGUCUUGCUCAAGAUGCCCACCUCGACGCCUUCGCGCUCAACAUGGCUUACGGUGACACUCUCAACGACGAUCAAGUCCCAACUGCGUUCUCAGUGGCAGAGAGCUUGGGCUUCAAGCUCUUCUUCUCGUUUGACUAUGCUGGUAAUGGCGCUUGGCCAGAAGCUGAUGUCAAGUCCAUGAUUGAAAAGUAUUCUUCAAGCUCGGCAUACUUCUCAGAUGGAGGGAAGCCUCUAGUCUCCACAUUUGAAGGCCCGGACAACGCAGAUGACUGGACCAGCAUCAAGUCAUCCACUGGCUGUCUCUUUAUUCCCGACUGGUCCUCUCUCGGAGCCAAAGAUGCCACUGCCUUGGGUGUCGCUGACGGUCUAUUCAGUUGGGCCGCUUGGCCCAACGGCCCCAAUAACAUGAACACCUAUGUCGAUGCUUCUUACGAGGAGUUCAUGACAUCGUCCAUGCCCUACAUGAUGGCUGUAUCACCAUGGUUCUACACUAACCUGCCCGGCUACAGCAAGAAUUGGCUUUGGCGUGGCGACUCCCUGUGGAACGACCGAUGGACUGAGGUGCUCUUUUGGCAGCCCGAGUACGUCGAGCUGUUGACCUGGAACGACUAUGGUGAAAGCCACUACUUUGGACCAAUCCGCGAUAAUACCGUUCUAGAUGUCGGCGAGGCGCCUUUUGACUACGUUAGCGAUAUGCCUCAUGACGGUUGGCGAGCAUUGCUGCCGUUUUGGAUCGACAUGUAUAAGACGGGCACGGCAAGUGUGUCCGAGGAAGUCUUGGUUAUCUGGUAUCGUGUCAACCCCGCGUCUGCAUGCUCCAGUGGCGGUACAAGCGGCAAUACGGCCAGCCAGUUCCAGGUGGAGUACCCGCCCAGCGAGGUCGUUCAGGAUCGAAUCUAUUUUAAUGCUCUGUUGACAUCCGAGGCCUCUGUCACUGUCACCAUUGGCGGAACGGCGGUGAGUGCAGAGUGGUCAUCCAAGCCCUGGGAUGGUGUAGGCGUGUACAAUGGCAGCGCACCCAUCAAUGGUCUGACCGGUGCAGUCGUCGUUACAGUCAGUGGUAUGUCCGUGACGGGCAAGGAUAUUACAACCAGCUGCACUGACGGUUAUUCGAACUUCAACGCCUGGGUUGGGUCUACUACAAAGAGCGUCUCUGCCGUUUCGCCCGAACUGAAUCUAUCUGAACAAAAUUGCACCAGUGGAUGGGCCGUCGGAAACUUUCUCGGUCUCUGCGCUACGUCGUGUUACUAUGGAUACUGCCCCACCGGCGCGUGCCUCUGUACGUCAAUGGGCCCGUUGAACGAAUCGCCCGAAUCGACUGGCGUGAAAGGGUAUCCGAUUGCCGGCGAGGGAUCUAGCUAUAGUGGUCUCUGCUCAUUCGACUGUAACAUUGGUUACUGUCCGGAUACCGCAUGCGGAACCACCGAGGUCGAGUUGACGGAGCCUACCGUCUCCCCCUUCACGCCGGCUUCCUGUACAUCGGGGUCCUACACCUCGGAUCCCAACUACGCGGGCCUAUGUUCGUACGCCUGCAAUUAUGGCUUUUGUCCCAUCUACAAGUGCACUUGCGACAGCACCGGCACUCUUGUUCUCCCGCCCGACACGGAGGACGGCGAGUCGGGCGAGCCUAUAGACUCGACCGACCAGAGCGGGUUGUGCGAAUUUGCCUGCGCCCGCGGCUAUUGUCCCGACGGUGCAUGCACAUACACUGGCGACGACGACACAUAUGUCGACGACACGGGCAUUGUCAGCCACCGAACUGGUAGCGAUUCCACCGUGCUGCCCAUUAACUCGACCACUUGUCCCUACUGGGGCGACGCCGAUACGACGGAGUGGAACACGCUCUUUUGCAACGUGACUGCAGACGAAGAUCUCAUCUUGACAUCGUAUUCGGCGGCUGAGCGCUGGGAAAAUGCAUACGCGCAGCACGCUUACUCUUGCUUCGAGAGUUGGUACCUCAAUGCCGAAAAGGCAGACGAACUUGGCUUCUUUGAGAGCUGGGAAGAGACCGUGCUGUACUAUAUGGGCUACAAGAACUACCAGAUGAAGUGUCUGAUUGAUUCGGGCACCAACUGUGAUCAAGAUAUUAGCUGCAGUGGCAACGAUUACACCCUCGCCGCCUAUCUUGUAUCGGGCUCCAUGGUGCGGAUCAAGAACUUUUAUAAUGAUUGGUACGAUGCCUUGGACCAGGUUGCUUCAAGUUUUGAUUCCGAAGAUUUCAAAGAGACGUUCGCCAACGGUGAAGAGGACUCCAUUGUGGAUCAACUGAACAAGUGGGCACUCAAUAUGAUUUUCGAGGCAGCCGGUAGUCUGAUCUUCCGAGGACUCAGUACCUCGUUUGGAUCAGCAGGUGAAAAGGCAGAAGAGUAUCUCGGCAGUAGCUACGAGUCCUUCACCGAGUGGGCCGUGGACAAGAUCAUGCCCUCGGACAACGACGGCGUCAAGCUGUCUGUGAUCGACUCCCUAUUAAACGACACCAUCUAUACUUCGCAAAAGGCUCUCGAGGACUACGUCACGGAGAUAUUCAACGGUAGCGGCACCAGUAUGGCGCAUCUCUACAAUCAAAUCCAGGGAGGCACUUGGUUGCACAUUGCCGACGAGAAGGUCAGUGAUGUCCGGGAGACGACCAAAAAGUUCGUCAUUAGCCAGGUCCUCCAGCCGGCUUGGGCCUUGGCCACGAGCUCCAGCAUUGUCAUCAUCGUUUCCGACGACAAAGACGAUACGAGCAAUCCGUUUGCAGGCGGGGGACUCAACGCAGACGAGGCCGAAAGUGUCCGCUACAGCUACGACGGCCAGACCUUUUGGCUGGUGAGAAUGAAGGAGUGUACUUCUUAUGGAUAUCAAUCCGACUCGUGCUCAUCCGAUCCUUGGGCGGCAGUCCACGGACACGCGGCCCUGGAAACCUCUGACGCCUGGGGUUUGAACAAGACCGACAUCAUUGUCAGCUCCAACGAAGGCAAAAAGCUCAACGGGGGCGAAAACGGCUACGUUCUCCAAGAUGCCGGCGAUGGAGCGUAUUUUCUCAAUGGCGCCGGCGACAAGUCCUCGUGGGUCUAUGAAAAUGGUGUACAGACGCCGGGUGUGUUUUCAUACCCUAUUUGCAGCUAUGACUUGGCGCAUAUCAACUGGUCGGUGGCGAACUCAAAAGGCAGUUCGGUAGAUAUAUGCAGCACGUACCCGUGCUGCUCCUGCGAUGAACUAGGUGUAACUGGCGGCAGCUGCGAAGACUAA
Messenger RNA from Pestalotiopsis fici W106-1, 3357 nucleotides. RefSeq lists its product as uncharacterized. The record is from RefSeq and is a predicted model, not a curated record. Gene Ontology annotation, biological process: mating projection tip cell wall disassembly. Gene Ontology annotation, molecular function: glucan endo-1,3-alpha-glucosidase activity. NCBI's taxonomy places the organism in Eukaryota, Fungi, Ascomycota, Sordariomycetes, Amphisphaeriales, Sporocadaceae. Bases 1 to 3357 code for a protein of 1118 amino acids. The transcript has 3 exons.